Molecule: messenger RNA, 1812 nt
Organism: Elephantulus edwardii (Cape elephant shrew)
Lineage: Eukaryota; Metazoa; Chordata; Mammalia; Macroscelidea; Macroscelididae
Gene: PYGB
Product: phosphorylase, glycogen; brain
Biological process (GO): glycogen catabolic process
Cellular component (GO): cytoplasm
Molecular function (GO): pyridoxal phosphate binding; glycogen phosphorylase activity
Source: RefSeq, a predicted model, not a curated record
AUGGCCUCAGGCAUGAAAAACUCUACCACAGCAGUGUCAUUUAGGAAGCAGGCAAUCUCACAUCCUACACAAGUCUACACAGUGUUCUCUGCAGGCACGGGUUGGAGGAUAUCUGUGACUGAGAAGACAUGGUACAUUUGUCACCAUGCUGUCAGUAAUUUGACCAGGAUCCACUCAGAGACUGUAAAGCAAUCCAUUGACUUUAAAGACUAUAAUGAGCUGGAGCCAGAGAUGUUUCAGAACAAGACCAAUGGUGUCACUCACUGGUGGCUCCUGUUGGACCACUUUGGGCUAGCUAACAUUACUAAAAUUGAGGAAAGCUUCCUGACUAUCCUGAGCCAUUUGUUGGAGCUGCUCCCAUUAGUUGAUGACACCUUUGUCAGGGAUAUAGCCAAGGUCAAACAGGAGAACAAGCUUAAGUUCUCUGUCUUCCUAGAGAAGGAAUGCAAGGUAAAAAUCAACUCUUCUAUGUUUGACGUGUAUUUGAAGAGGAUCAAGGACUAUAAAAGCCAGCUGUUAAGCUGUCUGCACAUCUCAACCCUGAACAAUCGUGAGGACCCAACCAUUGCUGUUGCUGUCCUCCAAGAUUAUCGACAAGCAGAGGUUGAAAGACUUGAAGCCAAAGUAGCUGAACCUUUGAAAGCUUACGGAACCAUUGUAAAAAUGAAAGGGGACGACCUCAAAGCCACAUUAACAGCAAGGAAUCGAGAAGCUAAGCAGUUAACCCAGUUAGAAAGGACACGUCAGCGAAAGCCAUCUGAUCGACAUGUUAUUUCACAGGCUGAAACAGAAUUACAGAGAGCUACAAUGGAUGCUACCCAAACAACACGUCACCUGGAGGAAACAAUUGACAACUUUGAAAAACAGAAAAUAAAAGGCAUAAAGAAUAUAUUUUCAGAAUUUAUCACUAUUGAAAUGUUAUUUCACGGCAAAGCUUUAGAGGUCUACACUGCUGCCUUCCAAAAUAUACAAAAGAUUGACAAGGAAGAAGAUUUAGAGGUUUUCCGAAACACAGUGUAUCCACCAGAUUUAUUCAUCUCGUUUAGAUAUUGUAAGAGCAAAUUCAAAGUCACCUCUUCAGAAAUCUCUGUCAGCCAAGUGUGUACCUGGAACCGGACAGCGUUGAAGCUCGAAGCUUGUGGCGUCGCUGGUUCCGAGCAGGUUCGAGCCGCAGCCAUGAUGAUUGAGGUGGUUUGCAACGACCGUCUGGGGAAGAAGGUCCGCGUUAAGUGCAACCCUGAUGACACCAUUGGAGAUCUUAAGAAGCUCAUCGCAGCCCAAACAGGCACCUGCUGGAACAAAAUUGUCCUUAAGAAGUGGUACACCAUUUUCAAGGACCACGCAGCUCCUGGUUACCGUGUGGCCAAAAUGAUUAUCAAGCAGGUCAUAUCCAUUGGCUGUGUCAUCAACUAUGACCCCAUUGUAGGUGACAGGCUCAAAGUAAUCUUCUUUGAGCACUACCAUGUGUCCCUGGCUGAGAAACUGAUUCCGUCUGCAGAUCUCACUGCAGGCAUCGAGACCUCGGGUAAAGCCAACAUGAAGUUUAUGCUCAACAGAGCCCUCACUAUCAGGAGCAUGAACAGCAUCAACGUGGACAUGACUGGGGAGGCAGGAGAGGAGAACUUCAUUUUUGGCAUGUGGGUGGAAGAUGUGGAGCUGCUGUACCAGAAAGGGUAUGAUGCCAGAGAGUACUAUGACCAUCUCCUUGAGAUGAGGCAGGCAGUAGACUAGGUUGACAGUGUAUUCCUCUUUCCCAAUAAGCCUAGCUUCUUCAAGGACAUUGUUAACAUGCUGAUGCACAAUGAUAGGUAG